GCGAGGUGCUCAAUGAAACUGCCGCGUUUCGCUUCGCUUGUCGCCGCAGCCGCACGGCGAGCAGCGAUGCCUGAUCCCACAGGGUCAUGAGGACACCAACACACCUCAAAGCCUCUGAAACCCCCUCGGAACUCGCACGGCCGCUCUCUCUCUCUGCUUCUCUCUCUGCCCACUCACCAUGCCCAUAUCGCUCAAGCAGGUCCAGGAGCACAACUCCAAGCAGAGCACCCCUGGAGGCGCCAAGAUUAUACUCCAGUACGCAGGCAAGGACGCUACCGAAGCGUACGAGCCCAUACACCCCCGGGACGCCCUGGACAAGAACCUGCCUCCAGAGAAGCACCUCGGCGAGCUCGAGGCUUCCGCCGCACAAGACUUGGACAAUGCCCGGCGCAACAAGAAAAAAUCCGCGGACGAGAUCCGCGCCGAGAGAGAGCAGGCCAACAAGCCCCCUCUGAGCCACAUCAUCAACCUCCAUGACAUGGCGCAAGUCGCCCGCAAAGUCCUGCCGUACAAGGCCUUCGCGUACUUUGCUUCCGCCUCGGACGACGAGCUCACGACCCACGAAAACGCGCGCGCCUUCUCGCGCUUCUUCUUCCACCCGCGCGUGCUCCGCCCGCUCUCCAACUGCGACCCCUCGACGACCAUCCUGGGCUACAAGUCCGCCCUGCCCAUCUUCGUCAGCGCCUCAGGGCUCGCAAAGCUCGGGCACCCCGACGGCGAGAAGAACAUCGCGCGCGGCGCGGGCCGGACGGGCAUCAUCCAGAUGACCCGCGCCGAGAGAGAGCAGGCCAACAAGCCCCCUCUGAGCCACAUCAUCAACCUCCAUGACAUGGCGCAAGUCGCCCGCAAAGUCCUGCCGUACAAGGCCUUCGCGUACUUUGCUUCCGCCUCGGACGACGAGCUCACGACCCACGAAAACGCGCGCGCCUUCUCGCGCUUCUUCUUCCACCCGCGCGUGCUCCGCCCGCUCUCCAACUGCGACCCCUCGACGACCAUCCUGGGCUACAAGUCCGCCCUGCCCAUCUUCGUCAGCGCCUCGGGGCUCGCAAAGCUCGGGCACCCCGACGGCGAGAAGAACAUCGCGCGCGGCGCGGGCCGGACGGGCAUCAUCCAGAUGGUCUCGUCCAACGCGUCGCUCUCCUACGCCGAGAUCGCCGGCGCCCGCGUCGCGCCCGACCAGGUCAUGUUCUUCCAGCUCUACAAGAACAAGAACGACGACACCGCCGCCAAGCGCGUGCGCGAGGUCGAGCAGCUCGGCUACAAGGCCAUCUUCCUCACCGUCGACGCGCCCUUCCCCGGCAACAGGGAGCGCGACGCCCGCGCGGCGUGGGAGCUCAAGGAGCUCGAGCGGGCUGCGGAGGCGGGCGAGAAGGGGGGCUCGGCCGAGAUGCCGCUGACGACGAAGAAGCUGGAGCAAGUCGAGGAGGACGUCGACACGGGUGGCACCGCGAGCGCGUUCCUCGCGAACGACGAUGUGGACAUGACCUGGGACAAGGCAGGUUCUUUCCCUACCAUCCCCUGGCUGCGCAGCGUCACCAAGAUGCCCAUCCUCCUCAAAGGCGUCCAGUGCGUGCAAGACGCGGUCCUGGCCGCCGAGGCCGGCGUCGACGGCAUCCUGCUCUCCAACCACGGCGGCCGGCAGAUGCCCUACUCGUUGCCCCCGCUCGAGGUCCUCUACAGGAUCCGGCAGCAGCGCCCAGACCUGUUCGACAAGAUGGAGAUCUACAUCGACGGCGGCAUCACCCGCGGCAGCGACGUCCUCAAGGCCGUCUGUCUCGGCGCGAGGGCCGUCGGCCUCGGACGGCCGUUCCUGUACGCGCAGAGCGCCUACGGCACCGAGGGCGUCGUCAAAGUCAUACGCAUCCUCGAGCGCGAGAUCUACAUGUGCAUGCGCCUCAUCGGCGCGCGCACCGUCGACGACUUGGUACCCCAGAUGUCCAGAGCGCGUCGCUUAGACAGCACCGCAGCCGACUUUGACUAA
Messenger RNA from Phanerochaete carnosa HHB-10118-sp, 1981 nucleotides. RefSeq lists its product as uncharacterized. The transcript is spliced from 9 exons. Gene Ontology annotation, molecular function: L-lactate dehydrogenase (cytochrome) activity. Gene Ontology annotation, biological process: lactate metabolic process. NCBI's taxonomy places the organism in Eukaryota, Fungi, Basidiomycota, Agaricomycetes, Polyporales, Phanerochaetaceae. The coding region runs from base 179 to 1981 and encodes 600 amino acids. The record is from RefSeq and is a predicted model, not a curated record.